AAUAAAUAGAAAGAAAGAAAUCAAACUUCUAAUCAAGUAAGUAUAGCAGCUCAAUCAGAAAAUUUCAAAGAAAAGGAACUGUAAUAGAAGAGCUUUUUAUUCUUUAUGAAAUCAUAAAGUUUAUAUAAAAGCAGUAUAGAAGAAGUAAUAGCACGCAAAGAAAGUUAAUAAAUGGAAAAUCAUCUAGUUACGAAUGGACCAAACGCUAUUUAGGAAAAAAAUUAGUAAUAGGAACUCCUAGAUGCUCAAAAUAAUAAUAGUCAUCAAAAUAACUUUGCGAUAGAUGUUGAAUUAAAAUUAUAUAUAGGAUAAGAUGUUUACAAAAGAAAACAAAAGGUUAAUAGCUAUGAAGACUUAUUACAACUAGCUUAAGAUCUAUUAAAAAAUCACCAUAUAAAAAUAGAAGGAAAGGUAGUAAUGAAAUAUGUAGAUCUAGAUAAAGAUAAUGUACAUAUAAAUGAUUAGCAGUCUUAUUAAACAGCAGUUGAAGAAAUACAAAAUAGUCAGUAAAAAAAUCUAAAAGUAUUUGCAGAGUUGAUUUAGAUCAAUGAUAACAACUAACCUAAUUUGUCGUAAUCAUUUUGUUUCUAAAAGGGAUCAAUUUGCUCCAACUGUAGUAGUUUUAAUUUACAAACCCAUCCAAAUGACUCAUUAAAUAACUUAGAGUAUUUGAAUUAAAUAAUUUCAAGAACAAGCAGCUAAAAUGGCAAUAGUAAUACCAUGACAACUUCAUAAUCUGUUAACGUUGAAAAUUAAGGGUAAAUACAUGAAGAAAACAUAUAAAAAGAAAAAUAGAAUGGGAUUAAAACAUAGAAUAUGCCAAACAAAAUAUUUUCACCAACAGGAAAUAGCACAGCAAAUGUGAUUAAUUUCAAUAAUUAGCAGUAAACACCAUUAAGAAGGGGGAUUUCUAAACCUAUUCCAGAAAACCUUAAAAGCUAAUUGCCUUUAAAUUUUGAAAAUUUUUCAAAUGAGCAAGUGAGUUAUAACUUCCUUGCCUCAUAAGAUCAGCUAAUCACCAGCCCAAAAGAUGUUAAUCAGAAUUAAUUAAAUCUAUUAAACAAAGGCAAACACAACUAAUAGCAAACAAAUUAGUAUUAAUCUAAUCAAUAGUAAUAGCAGUAACAAAGACAAAUUUCUUCUAUCACAUUACCACCUCCUUAUUCUCUUUAAGCAAUGUUUUUGAAUUAAUUGGAUCCAAAUUACUAACAAUUUCUUUUGUUCAAAGAAUACUUCUAAAAUAUCAUGAAUAUUUAAAGUCCUCAAUCAAUUCAAGGGUUGUAAAAUGACAUGGAUUUAAUUGGAAAAAAGAACCUAUUUUAAUUUGGAGCUUAGAUUCAUAAAAAUAGCUAAAGUUAAACUCAUUCACUUUAAAAUUAUCAAGAACAUUUUGAACCUAACUUAGCAAAUCAUAGAUACAGUAACUCUCUCAAUAAUGAUAGUAAUAUAAAAGAUAAUUAAGCUCUUGGUGCUGCUUCUUUUUCAAGUGAUUUUUCUUAAAAUAGAAUAAAUCAAAAAAAAGAAUAUCGUGUCAAUACAUCUCUCGAUGAAGGUAUCAACUCAAUAAAAUAAGUUUAUUAAGGGUUAAAUUAACAGAAGAAGGAUAAAUAAACAAGUUAUGAGGAUUAAUAAACAUAUGAACGUAAUCUCAAUAAUUAGAACAUUAACAGUAAUAUACCUUAGAAUAGUCAAGGAGCUAAAAAUUCUCAAGCAUAGAGAAAUGGUUCUGACGAGAUAUAAAAUCAUAGUAUUACUAAAAAUUUCAAAUCCAUAUAAAGCAACAAUAAUGUCAAACAUAAUAAUAGCAAUAAAAAUUCUUAGAUAAGCGAAAGUUACUUUAAAAACUAAAUAUCAAGUUUUGGUGAAUAAGAUUAAAUUAAUAUUGAUGAUCUUGAUAGCUUUAAGAGUUAAAAAUUAGAAGAUAGCAACAGUCUGAAAGGAUAAUUAUUAUAAAAACAAAAAAAUAAUGUCCUUGCAAAUAAUAACAGCACAGAUAGUGAUCAUACAGGCAGAGAAAAUAGCGUUAAUAGUAAUUAUUAUUAUAAUGGUUUCAAUCAUGAAAUUUAAUAGACUUCAUUUUAGCAGAUGGUAUAAUAAGAUACAUAUCACAAUAUAUCUUAAGUUGAUUGCUUUUCUCUAAGUACUAGCAAAGAAGACAAGCAGAUACCAUCAGUCAUAGCAAACAAUCUUUAUAUUUUUGAUACUCCCUCUAAGAUUAAGCAAACAAGAUAGGUGUCGCCUGUUAAGUCAUAGCAAGUCGAAAAUUAAAGCAAGGUAACUCUUGUAAAUGAAAAAACUGUCAGCUAAAGUGUUCAGUAGAAUAUUUUCAAAAGUAACUAAUUAGAAAGCAUAUAGAAAGAACUCUAAAAUGAAAGGGCCAAUCAAUAUGGUUUUGAGCAAUUUAUAGAAUAAAGCAUUGUUAUAUAAAAAUCUAAAGAUGAUAGCAGGGAAAAUAAUAUCCCUUAAUAUUUUCAUACACUGAAGUAGAUUUAAAAGAAGACUGUUGAAGAACUUAAGAAAGAUCCAAACUGCACUUAAUGCGUUUAGGAAAUGCUAUCAAAUGAGAAGUGCAAAUUCUGUAAAAAGAAUCUCAUUUGCAAAUACAAAGAUAAACAAAAACUGAUCAUGACUGUUGUGAGCCAUAAAAUAAAAGAAAUCCUACCAUUUUUAAGACCAAUAAUUGAAAGCCAAAUAGAAAAAAAGAAAAGAAAAACUAUUAGAGCAUUUUCAUACUAGCAAUAAGUUUAAUAAGAAUUUGAUCAAUAGCCUCCUUCCCAUAUAGCACAAUCUGAAAAUAUAAAUAAAAUUGAUAACCAAAAGAAUUAAGAAAACGUUAGUAGCUCUGUUCCCUUAACUUAAUUAGAUGUUAGUUUUAACUAAAAAUAUCAAUAAAAUUAAAAUUCUCCUCAAACUUUAAUGUUAUUGUAAAAGAAUUCUAGCAACUAAACAAGUCGAGAAGAUAAAUAGCAAGAUAAUAAAUAAAUAGAUAUGUUUAGGGAUGGAUUGAAUGAUUAUACUUUUUAAAAUUUGAAUGAACAGUUCUUGCAAGGAGGACUCCAUCGCUAUUCGUUUGGUAGUAACCACAAAUCUCCAAAAAAUUCAAUCAGUUUUGAUAACAGCUAAAGCAAAGAAAAAAAUAACUAAAAUGGUGAGCAAAAGCUACAUUCCUUCAAUGAAUUUCCAGAUGAACAGUAUCUCUAAGCAUUUAAUUAAUUUAACUCACAUGCAGAUAAAAUUGGAAACAGCUACCAAGAGGAAGAAAUUCAGUAAUAAUUAUAUGCCAACUUUUAAAAAAAUUCAUAGUUUAAUAACUUGUUUCAAAUUCCUCAUUAGGAAAAGCAAAGUAAAUUUUAUAUAGAAAAUCAGUAAGAAUAAAUUGAUUUUUUUAAUGAAUUAACUUCACUAAAUAAUAAAAAUGAAGGAGGCUAACAGAUCUAAAACAAUAACUUCAAUAAUUUAAUAAAUAAUAGUGCUGUUCCUUUAAAAAAAUAAGUAUCCCAAAAUACUGCUGCUUUCUUAAAAAAAGUAGAAGGAGAGUUCGAUAUCUAUGAUGAUUUCUCAAAUGAAGAAGAGGAAUCAAAAGAAUAUGAUAUGAAAAAUAUAUUUAAAAAUAAUAAAAGUAAAAAUGGCAUUUAAAAGCACGAACUUACUUAACCUUACUAAGUAGAAGUAGCUGAAUAUUCCCAAAACUAAAUUAUUGAUUGCUACCCUGGUGAAAAACGGGAUAUUUUAAUUGAAAUAAAGAAUGUUGGCAAAAAAAACUGGGACAUUAAUAAUUUCUAUCUUAAAUGCAUAAAAGGAGUGUUUGAAAAAACAAAAUUUUCACCUUCUUAAAAGUUAGCAGUUGGGCAAGAUGGUACCAUUCAUAUGCAGGUCAAGAUACCUUCAGAAAUAAAAACGUAUACAACCUAGUGGCAAAUGUUUGAAAUAAAAACCAAUUCAUGGGAGAAAGAAUGUAGUUUUGGACCAGUUAUAAAGAUUUAAUUUGCUGUCCGAGAACCUACAGUAAAUAACUCUCAUUUUUGGUAAGAAGUAAAAAAUUAAUUAUACUAGCUAAUUGAUCCAAGCGAAAGUAACAUAGAUAAAAAAAUACAUGAUUUUAUUAAAAAUCAGCAGAGCUAAUAUAACCACCAGCAAAUUACAUAAGCAAAACAAAGCUAGCUCAUAGAUAAAAUAAUUUCUUAAUUUUUCGAUUGA
This is a messenger RNA of Tetrahymena thermophila SB210, 4197 nucleotides long. RefSeq lists its product as hypothetical. The transcript has a single exon. The record is from RefSeq and is a predicted model, not a curated record. Lineage: Eukaryota; Ciliophora; Oligohymenophorea; Hymenostomatida; Tetrahymenidae.